UGGCAGUAUAUGCAUGCUUUCAGCAAUUACUAGAGAAUGAUACAUAUAAUACAUUUUUUAAUUGCUAUUUGGUGUGCUUGCUCUACAGAGUAAAACUCUCAGUUUCACUUUCUGGGUUUCCCAGGAAAAACAUCAGGUUUUGAGUUCCUGAUCUGUUCAAUUUCUUAUAACUUGUGGAAAUCAGUUUCUGGGUUUUCACUUUUCAGAUUCACUGGAAGACCCAACUGGGUGUUCUUUCUCAACAUUAAAAAAAGCAUCUUUUAGAGCUCAAAUUGCAGUUUCUAGCGUUUCUAACCAUUGGGGCUGCUAUCUAUUUUCUUUGAGUACCAGCUUCUGAAGAAUAAAGGUUUUGAUUCCUAAAAAAAUAGGUGAUUUCUAGUUUGAAUGGUAAAGUUGGAAUCUUUAAGUUCAAAGUUGUGGAUGGGUCUAUAGAACCUGAGAAUCAGAGUUCCAAGCUUUGGUUGGUGAGUCAUUGUUGAAAGAGAAAUGAUAUCCCAAAUACAAGAAAGUGGGUCUCUCUGAGUUUUACAGGUAAGUUUUUGAGUGUGAUCAUGGAGAAACAGAGCAGCUUUAAGGGAGCUACAAUGGAGAAACAAAGCAGUUUUAAGGGAGCUACUAUGGAGAAACAACAGAGUUUUAAAGGGGUCAUGGAAAAACAACAGAGUUUUAAAGGGGUUAUGGAAAAACAGCAGAGUUUCAGAGGGGUUAUGGAGAAACAGAAGAGUUUUAGAGGAUUUAUGGAGAAGCAGAAGAGCUUUCGGAUAGUGAUGGAAAAGCAGCUGAGUUUCAUGGGUGGUGAGAGGAAGAGAGGCAAGGAUUCCCCAGGGAAAAGAGGUGACUUGCCCUUUCAUUUGGCUGCUAGGGCAGGGAACUUGAGUAGAGUUAGAGAGUUUCUUCAGAAUUGUGAUCCUAAUGAGGCAAAGGAAUUGUUGGGAAAGCAGAACCAGGAGGGGGAGACACCCCUUUAUGCUGCUGCAGAGAAUGGAUAUGCUUCGGUUGUGGGGGAGAUGUUGAAAUAUUCGGACUUGCAAACUGCAUAUAUCCCUGCUAGGAACGGCUUUGAUCCAUUACAUAUUGCAGCAAAGCAGGGUCAUCUUGAGGUGUUGAAGGAACUUUUGCAUGUAUUCCCCAACUUGGCCAUGACUACAGAUCUAACCAAUUCAACUGCCUUACACACAGCUGCUACUCAGGGGCACAUUGACAUAGUUAACCUUCUUUUAGAAACAGACUCCAACCUUGUUAAGAUAGCCAAGAAUAAUGGUAAGACUGUUCUUCAUUCAGCAGCCAGGAUGGGGCACUUGGAGGUUGUGAAGUCCCUACUUAACAAAGACCCAAGCACUGUUUUUAGGACUGAUAAAAAAGGACAGGCUGCAUUGCACAUGGCUGUGAAAGGGCACAACGAGGAGAUUCUGCAGGAGUUGAUAAAACCUGACCUGUCGGUUUUGAGUUUGGAGGAUAAUAAGGGAAAUACAGCAUUGCAUGUGGCCACGAAGAAGGGCCGCAUUGAGAAUGUACGUUGUUUGUUAUCAGUUGAGGGUAUUAACAUCAAUGCAAUGAACAAGGCUGGAGAGACCCCCCUCGACAUUGCAGAAAAAUAUGGAACUCCUGAACUUGUCUCCGUUUUAAGGGAAGCAGGGGCCGCCAAUUCUAAAGACCUAGGAAAACCUCCAAGUGCAGCAAAGCAACUUAAGCAGACCGUCAGUGACAUAAAACAUGAUGUCCAGUCACAACUCCAACAGACCCGUCAAACUGGCGCAAGGGUCCAGAAAAUUGCAAAGAGGCUAAAGAAGCUUCAUAUUAGUGGCCUCAACAAUGCUAUAAACUCUGCAACUGUUGUUGCUGUUCUCAUUGCUACUGUUGCUUUUGCAGCCAUUUUCACUGUACCUGGCCAGUAUGUUCAGGAAAAACAAGAUGGAACUUCACUUGGACAGGCCCAUAUAGCUCAAAAAGCUUCUUUCCUAAUUUUCUUUGUGUUUGAUAGCCUGGCAUUGUUCAUUUCCCUAGCUGUUGUUGUCGUCCAAACAUCUGUGGUUGUAAUAGAACCGAAGGCGAAGAGGCAGCUUGUGUUUGUGAUUAACAAGCUUAUGUGGCUAGCUUGUCUCUUCAUUUCUGCUGCCUUCAUUUCUCUGACAUAUUUGGUGGUAGGCUCGAAUGCCCAGUGGCUUGCUGUGUGUACUACAGUAUUAGGUGCUACAAUCAUGCUCACUACUAUUGGUUCCAUGUGUUAUUGUGUCAUUAUACAUAGAAUGGAGGAUAAACAAUUGAGGAGCCUAAGGAAAGCUGAGAGUCAACCUCGUUCUUUCACCAAUUCUAUGGCAUCAGAGCCUGAGAUUUUGAACCAUGAAUAUAAGAGAAUGUAUGCACUCUGAGUUGAGGUUUUGGCAUCAGCAACCAAGAAAAGAAGGCAUUAAGGUUGUUCAAGUCAUCUUUUCUUGCUUUGCACCUUCACAAGAAACCUUCAUUUAAAGGGGUACCACGAUUUCCUUCCCCUGCUGGGUCGUCUUUGGUAUUGACAUUGCCAUAAAUCUAGAUAAGUUUUCAAAUUUUAUCCUAGAGACCAGUGUAGAAUUUGUUAGAAGCUCAGGAGCAGGAUAAGGUGCCAACUAUUGAUGUCUAUGCAAAUAUAUGCUUGAGUUUAUAUAUAAUCCUACUAUGUGCAAAUGCUGUAGUGGCUUAUGAUGUUUAUAAUCUGUUCGGAAUUGCUUUUCUCUAAGGUGUUUCUAUUCUCUUCCAAA
This is a messenger RNA of Quercus robur (English oak), 2735 nucleotides long. Its product is annotated as ankyrin repeat-containing protein At5g02620-like. Lineage: Eukaryota; Viridiplantae; Streptophyta; Magnoliopsida; Fagales; Fagaceae. The record is from RefSeq and is a predicted model, not a curated record. Gene Ontology annotation, molecular function: protein phosphatase regulator activity; protein phosphatase 1 binding. The transcript is spliced from 3 exons. The coding region runs from base 552 to 2369 and encodes 605 amino acids. Gene Ontology annotation, cellular component: plasma membrane.